UUCAAAACCUUUCAAUUUCAGUGCUCUUGACUCAAAUUGCACGAUUUCACUCCUCUCUUAUCAUAAUUCCUAUUUCAUCACAUCUUUGGUCUUUUAUCUUAUCCUCCUCUUUUUACAUCUCCUUAAUCUUCUCAUACCAAUGGCUUAUCAAACCAACAAAGGAGCCACCUCCUCCUUCUCUUCUUCCUCUUCUUUUUCUUCCUCUUCUUCCCCUCACCGAUGGAGCUAUGACGUUUUCUUAAGUUUUAGAGGUGAAGAUACCCGUAAUGGUUUUACAAGCCAUUUACAUAAAACUUUGUGUGACAAGGGUUUUGACACCUUCAUUGAUAAUAACCUUCAGAGAGGAGGAGAAAUCUCAAUUGAACUUCUUAAAGCCAUUGAAUCAUCAAAAGUUUCAAUUAUUGUGUUUUCUGAAAACUAUGCUUCUUCUUCUUGGUGUUUGGAUGAACUUGUCAAGAUUCUGGAGUGUAAAAAAAAUAUUGGCCAAUUAGUUUUACCUAUUUUUUACCAUGUGGAUCCAUCAGAAGUACGUGGACAAAAGAGAGAGUUUGGGGUGGCCUUGACAAAAUAUGAAGAAACAUUCAAAGAUAAUAUUGACAAGGUGCAGAAUUGGAGGAUAGCUUUAAAGGAAGUUGGUAGUUUGUCUGGAUGGCACUAUAAGAAUAGUGACACUGAAUCAAAAUUUAUCCAAACAAUUGUUGAAAAUAUACCAAGAACUAUAUUAAAAUGCAAGCCAGUAUUUGUUGGCAAAUGCCUUGUUGGAGUAAAACCUCGUGCCAAGGCCGUAGAAUCACUUUUAAGUAUUGAGUUAAAUGAAUUCCGCAUGGUAGUGAUUCAUGGCUUUUCCGGAAUAGGUAAGACUACAAUUGCAAAAGCAGUUUAUAACAGAAUUGCUAAUCAUUUUGAUAGAAGCAGUUUUUUAGAGAAUGUUAGAGAAACUUCGAAGACAAAGGAUGGCAUUAUCAAACUACAAGGUCAACUUCUUAAAGAGAUUUUAGGGGAUGAAAAUUUGAAAAUUCACAGCAUAUCUGAAGGAAUCAAUUUGAUAAAAAAGGGACUUUGUUGUAAAAAGGUUCUUUUAAUUCUUGAUGAUGUGGAUACAUUGGAAAGAAUAAAAAAUUUGCUUGGAGAUUGUAAUUGGUUUGCUCCAGGAAGUAGAGUCAUUAUAACAACAACAACAAAUCCACAAUUUUUAGCUACUCUUGGAAAAGUUUGUACAACUUAUGAGGCCAAGAAAUUAGAGAAACAUGAAGCUCUUCAACUCUUUGAAAAGCAUGCCUUCCUUGGAAAGAAAGCCAAUAAAGAUUAUUCAAAACUUACAAACCAAGUUAUACAGUAUGCCCAAGGCCUUCCAAUAGCUCUUAUAAUAAUAGCUCGUGAUUUGUGUGGAAGAACUAAACAUGAAUGGGAAAUUACAUUAGAUAAGUAUAACAAAAUUCCCAAUAAAGACAUUCAAGAAGUACUUAGAGUAAGUUAUGAUGGACUAGAGGAAAUCGAACAAGAUAUUUUCCUCGAUAUUGCAUGUUUCUUCAAGGGAUGGACCAAGGGUUAUGUUGUAGAUAUAUUAAAUGCUUGUGAUUUUUAUCCAGAUUAUGGUAUUCCAAGACUUGUUAAUAAGUGUCUCAUUACUGUGGAUCAAUAUGGUAUAUUGUUAAUGCAUGACUUGAUACAAAAAAUGGGUAGGGAAGUUGUUCGACAAGAAUCUACUCAUAUUCUUGGAAAACGUAGCAGGAUAUGGCAUCAUAAAGAUGCUCUUGAAGUACUAAUUGGAAAUAAGGGGACGGACGAAAUUCAAGGUAUAAUGUUGCAUUCACCUAAACCGGUAAAGUUGCAACUACAUCCUGAUGUUUUCAAAAGGAUGACAAAUCUCAGGAUACUUAUUGUAAAUAACUUACAUAUUUGUGAAGCAAUUCAAUAUUUUCCCAACGGGAUAAGACUUCUUAGUUGGCCUAAGUAUCCAUUUCCCUUGCCAUCCAACUAUUGUCCUCAACAACUUGUUAGUCUCCAUAUGCCAGAUAGUCGCAUUGAGUUGGAAAAGCUAUGCAAGCAGGUGUUCCAGUUAGAAAAUAUGAAACAUCUCAAUCUCCGUGGUUGUAAAUUUAUAACCAAAUUACCUGAUUUAUGCACCCCAAACUUGGAGACAUUGGACCUUUCUGAUUGUGAAAAUUUAGUUAAGAUUCACGAGUCCGGUGAAUUUCUUCAUAAGCUUAAAACGUGGAAUCUUGAUAAUUGCAAAAAACUUCAAAAUCUUCCAAACAACCUCAUGUUGACAUCUCUUGAAGUUCUUGAUACAUUAUCCCUUCGUGGUUGCAAAAACCUUCGGGAUCUUCCAGAUGGCAUUUAUAAAUUGCAACAGCUUUGGCAGCUCUGGACUCCUACCGCCAAAUUGAGACCGACAUGCAAUUCUUUUGAUAGCUCCUCCGGUUAUGGGUUUCUGAAGAUGGAAUUCCUGGAUUUCAAUUACUAUAAAAACGUAAUUGAAUUAGAUCUUUUGAUGAAGCCUGAUUACUUCCCAGCAUUGAGUUUGAUAUUUCUAUCUGGAACCAAUAUUAUUACCAUCCCCGAAAGCAUUAGCAGAUUUCCUAGUUUAAGUACACUUCAUAUUGAGAAUUGCAAGCACCUUCGUGAAAUUCAAGGACUUCCACAAUCGAUAAGGUGGGUUUAUGCACAAAAUUGCCCGUUGUUGGAUAAUGAAUCACCAAGUGGGGUAUUGAAUCAGGUAAUAGAAAUUAUGGGGAUUUUACCGAAGGGAGUAUGUGGUAGUGCAAGAAGCAAUGAAUUAAUGGAUCCCCAGUUCACCGAUUACUUCCCAUCUGAAACUGAAUCUGAAGAUGGGUACAUUUCACAGUUCCCCAAUUAUUUUACUAAAUAUCGUGUGCUUAGGGCAUCGGGAACUGAGAUUCCAUGGUUCAAUCAUCAAAGUGUUGAAAAUAAUUCCAUAUUGUUCUGGGUUGGUCGCAAAUUUCCAAAAUUGGCUCUCUAUUUUGCUUUUGGAGGCGAUGAGGCAUAUGUUAGGAACCGCUAUGAAUGCGUUGUUUACAUUUCCAUCAAUGGUUGUAAAAAACGUGAAUGUAUGCGUAGGAUACCUCCAGAGGCUUAUAAUCUGCUAUUAUAUUCUCCAUUUCAAAGGUUUCUACAGCAGAAAUUGAAUGAAUCAAAUCCAACUGACCAGAAUCAUGUUGAGGUUACAUAUAAAAUCCAACCCCGGUUCCCUGGUAAACUCAAUGCAUUAAAUCCCACAAGGUGGGGGGUCCACGUAGAGUGCAUCUGUCCUCCUCAAGAAUCUGGUAUACCUAACUUGCCCCUUCUAACUGCUGGACAUGAUGAUGAUGAUGAUGUUCAUUACUGGAGCGAGUUGCCAUUUCAUGGGUCUGAUGAUUUGGAAGCAGAAGAAGAUGAAGAAUAUCAGUCUCCUCUGGUCCUUGAUGACACAUCUAGUUCGUGCAUGAGUUGGCUAGUUGGGCCAACCACCAUGCUUUUUAUGCUAUUUCGCUUUUUCUGCCCCAGAGAUUUUUGACCUGCAUUACAAAUAGCUAUUAAGAGGAUCAAUGCAGGAUGAGACACAACGUCUCCUUCAAGUUGGAGGAAAUGACAAACCUUUCAAGUACUUAAAGAACUGUCUCUUGUUAUGCUUGUCCUCAGGAUUGCGGAAAGAGAUGUAUUGGAACAACUUGUGGAACAAGCUAUGGCAUGCAGAACUUUCUUGACAAAAAUAGUCAAUUUUUCUUUAGCUUAUUUUGAUAAAGAGGUCUCUGAAAAAUUGACUACUGCUGUUAAGGCCAUUGAAGUGGCAGUUCUGUAUGAUCAUCAAGCUAAUCGCAACCUUGAGCUGGCUUUAGCAAGAUACUCAUGGAGAUUCAAAGUCAAUAGAUUAUUAGGGGUUUACAAAAGCCCAAGAUCCAACUGAUUCAGCAGCAUUUGAAAGAGGUUGCAACAGAUUCUGGAGCUCUCAGCUUAGAUAAAGUUUUUGAACUUAUCAUGGAAGGUGAAAAUUUACCUUCUUACUUGGAGAAGGAAAUUAAGGUACAAUGUGCAUUGUCUAUAGUUUUAUCAAGCAAAACCCUGACAGAUUUUUUCAGAAAAUGUCAUUGUAAACACAUUGACUAUCAGCUCUAUGGGGAUAUGGCAAAUGCAUCAAGUUUUUUUUUUUAAAAUACCUUUCAUAUAUUCUCUCCUCCUUGCAUAUUACAGGCCUUUUCGUGAUCUUAUAAUUACAUUGUAAUAUAAUUUUUCAAGGAAUUCGUGCCCUUAAACGUGCGAGGAAUUGAAAUGUCUAGAUUAUCACUCCUAUGUCUUAGCUUGCUCAAAUUUAUUAAUAGCUUUAUGAAUUAUUUGACAUUCGAGGUCAGUAUUUCCUAUACUCUAGCAAAUGUUGUUUUCCACACUUUGUCAAGAUGUUUCCAUAUUGCUAAUGCUUUGUAAUGAGUCCCUUUGCCUCAGCCCCAAGGUACCUAUAUUGAAACAAUAUUACAUCAGGUUGUGUGCUACCCGACCCUUAAAUUGAAGGUUAGUACUGUUGUUUAUCAACAAAGCUCAAGUGCUACUGAAGCUUCCUUUUGAAAAGUGAGAACAAUGAACAAGGAAAAUGUGAGAAAGUUCCUAAUCGAGAUGUUGACCCAAGAAAACUUGUCAAGAUUCGGCUCCAACUUUUGCAGUUUGUAUGCAUUCCCUGAAAACUACAUAUCAAAGUCAAAAGAAAAUGUGGAGAAAUCUCUGUGCCUACAAUAUGCAGCAGCAGCUCAAUGGUUGAUUCAGUCUUCCAUUGACAUUCUUAUGCUAGAUGAAUCAUCUUUUGGUUUAAUUGGGAAUCCAACAAGUCCAUUAAGGGCACUUAAAUAGCUCCAGAUUCUGUUUUCAAAUUCAAGAGAUAAUUCAAUGCUGAGCUUUAGAUCUUGGAGGAGACGUUGAGUAGAGUUCCAAAUAUGUACAACACACCAUAUGUUUUGGGCUUUAAAUUUGAAUAUUGUUGUUUGUAUCUAGGAUAUGUGAUUCCUUAAAUAUCUGUAACAAACAUGACAAUCUUUUGAGUUUGUACAGAUUUUCAUUAUUGUUGUUGUAAUGGGUAGUAUAGUCCCCAAUUAAUGUUAUGGCUAUAAUAAAAAGAAUCCACAAGCACGAAGGCAAGCCAUCUCAAAUAAAGAGUGAAAUCCUAGGGGCCCUUGCAAUACCAUCUAUAGUGGUGUGCAUUAGUGCAUCUCUACAGAAUUUCUAGCUUGGUAUAGAAUAUAAUUAAACAGGAGGGACAACAGAAAGAAAAUAAAAUGUACAAGAUGGGAUAUGCUCAAUAGGAACAAGAAAGACACUACCUACAUCUGCCAGUUGGGUGAAAAGAAGGGUUCUAACCCCGCCAUGGUGUCCAAGGUGCAACUUAAAUGAGGAUGACACAGUGCAUGUAUUGUUGAGCUGUGAGGAGGCACAAAGAAUUUGGUGUUGCAGUAAAGUGGUAAUUAGAGGAAGAGAGCAUGAAUUCCUUGUCUUCGUGAGAAUAUUUAUGGAGAGCUUUGAAGCAGAACUUGAGGCUGCAGUCCCAGCCAUUCGGUUUUCUCAUGAAGUUGGCAUUCACCAUAAAAAUUCUUGAAGGCGAUUCAGCAUAGGUUAUAGCAAAACUUCAGGAACACAGAGAGGAUGGUUUUGGUGGGGAAAUGUUGUGUAGGAAGCCAAGUUUUAUCUGCAACAGUUUCAGCAAUGGGAAAUUAGUUUAACUAGACAGGAAACAAAUAAUACAACACACAUUCUGGCGAGAUAUGCACAUGAUAUUGAAGAUUAUGUAACCUAGAUAGAAGAGGCUCCAUUAUUAUUGUUUGAACAUUUGAACAAUGAUGUACUGGGUU
Quercus lobata is the source of this 5831-nucleotide messenger RNA. RefSeq names its product TMV resistance protein N-like. NCBI's taxonomy places the organism in Eukaryota, Viridiplantae, Streptophyta, Magnoliopsida, Fagales, Fagaceae. The record is from RefSeq and is a predicted model, not a curated record. The transcript has 12 exons. Gene Ontology annotation, biological process: defense response; signal transduction. Gene Ontology annotation, molecular function: ATP hydrolysis activity; ADP binding. Bases 140 to 3517 code for a protein of 1125 amino acids.